UUUUUUUUAUAUGUAUUGUCUCUGUCUCACAAAUGCUUUUUAAGUGUUGGUCUAUAACAGAGGUAAUAAAUGCAAGUAUACAAUAGCCAAUAAAAUUACCUAUAAUAUCCUUUUACCAGUAUUUAUAUUUUGUAUCCUGCUUUUAUUCUUCUUUAGUUAGGUAUUUACUUUUUAAUAUAAUGUACAUCAGGGUAAUUAAUAAUAUAAUAAGUGUAAAUAUGUAAUUGUUAUACCUACGCCUCUAUCCUUAGAAAAAUAAUUAAGAUAAUUAAUACUUGUUUAUAUUAAUAUAAAGUGCCUGGAAUGUUGUAUCAUUUACCCAAAGCAACUUAAUACAACAUGUGCCUUCAAUAUGGUGUCAAACACAAGAUAAUAUGGUUACUAAAUGUUGGUUUCCAUACACUAAAUUGGAGUUUCCUAAAUCCAAGGUUCACUUCAGCAACAAACAUAUUAUGAAAAUGAUCACAGAGUCGUACGAGCCUAACGAUGUUGAUGGGUCUUGGUUUGAUGUCAAGAAAUUAGCUGGACCAUUAGAUAAAGAAAUAUUAGCAAGAAAUGUAUCAAAAACUUUGUCAUCUCAAUCCGAAUCAGACAAUACUGACCAGUCAGCUAAAGAUGAUGAAAGUGAUGAUAGUUAUACUAAAACAAAAGUGGCUGGCAGGAGAAGAAAACCAAAAAAACAAUUUUCCCCCGAACAGAGUCAAAAACGCUGUAAAGUGAUUGAGUCAUCAAGCAUACCACCAAUACCUGUUCCUCCUAAAAUACCAAUCAAUUCAUCUGUUUUUAUUGAGUCAUCUAGCAACAAUGAUGAAAAUGAUAAUGGACAUAAUAAUAACAGUUUUAAUGAUAAUGAUUUAUUAUCAGAAAUAACUUCAGACAUAAAUUCUUUUUUGACAAGUGUUUCGGCUAAUGAUUUUGUAAUAGAAGAUGAUAAUAACAUGUCUGUUGAGAUUCAAACACAAGAAAUGGCAAUAAUUCAACCUAACUGCAGUUAUGUAUCAUCUCCGGUCACUCCAGAGAUUGAAAAUGAAGAAAACAAUAUAGGUUCACCCUCUCCAUCACAUGAAAGCUAUAAUAACCAUAAUAUAGAAUCACAAACACAAAAUAUAAUGAAUGAUUCCAGAAACUUAACUAAUGAUAUCGCUGAACUAAAAAAAAUUAUUGAAGAACAAACAAAAGAAUUUAAAAAAAGAGACGAAAAUGUAAUGCUACAAUUGUUGAUGUUAGUCAGAUCUAAUAGCAAAAUUUGUGAAGCUGUCCAAAAUAUUGACAAAAAAGUAGGAUACAUGAUGAAAGCUGAUACUAGGACACGAGCAUUAGCAUUGCCUUCACCUAAUCUUCCUACACCAUUUCUCAACCUUUUACCAACUCAAUCAAUUGAGAAUGUAACUGUUGUUGAAAAUAUGCUUUCAAAUAUAGAUGAUGGAUUCGCAAAUAAAGAAAAAUUGAAGUCUCAUAUACUUAUGAAAGUAGGCAGUUCAAUGUCAUUCAGUGCAUCAAUAAGGAAUGCAAUUGCUUGUUGCUUUGACAAAGAUGUAUUAAAACUAUAUAGUUAUAAAGGCAAGACAAAAUAAAGUUUAUUAGUCUGAAUCUAUUUGAUGUAAUUUAUGAAGCAUUAUCUGGUUUUCGACUUACACCUGAGGAUGAAAGACAUUUUCACCAAGUUGCGGAUAACUAUAUUCGACAUGCGGCAAUAGAAAAAAAGGAAGAAAUCCCCAAUCCAAAACAAUGAAUUGAACAAAUUUUUGAGUAUUUAUUUCCCUAAAUAUAAUAUACAUUUUAAAAUUAAAAUAU
Messenger RNA from Myzus persicae (green peach aphid), 1794 nucleotides. RefSeq lists its product as uncharacterized. NCBI's taxonomy places the organism in Eukaryota, Metazoa, Arthropoda, Insecta, Hemiptera, Aphididae. The record is from RefSeq and is a predicted model, not a curated record. The transcript is spliced from 9 exons. The coding region runs from base 375 to 1574 and encodes 399 amino acids.